Molecule: messenger RNA, 105 nt
Organism: Aphanomyces invadans
Lineage: Eukaryota; Oomycota; Saprolegniomycetes; Saprolegniales; Verrucalvaceae
Exons: 1
Source: RefSeq, a predicted model, not a curated record
AUGUCAAGUUUUGGCAUGGUGACGUUGGACACGACGUGUGGUCCGCUCACGCUACGCAGCCUACAAGCGUGGAUUGACGAGACAUCGACUGCGAUGGACUUUAUC